CUUCCGCCCCCUCGUUUUUUGUGCUUUUUCUUUAGACCUGCACGAACAAAAAAGCUUUGCCUGCAGUUUCAAUUAAACGAGAGAACACAAAAGAGAAACCGGCAUUGUUUUGUAAAGGCUGCGGAUUAUUUCCCAUCGCCAUUUUCAGAGCUCAGACACCGGCACGAUGGACACCGACUACUCCGCCUUCGAAAACCCUCUAUACAGUGAAUUUAAAUAUUUCUGUAAGAAGAUACAAGAGGUCUAUAACGAAUUAAAGGAAGACCUGACACCUUACCGCGACGAUCGUUUUUACAGGCUAGCCCCCAUGCGGCUCUACACACUCUCCAAAAGACACUUUGUUUUGGUCUUUGUGGUGUUCUUGAUCUGUUUUGGCCUCACUGUCUUCAUUGGUAUAGCAGGUCCUAAAAUCCUUGCGGAGACUAAAUACAGUGGAGAUGAACUGCUGGACAAAAAUCAAUCCAUAAAGACUGGUCCCUUCAUCCUGCAGUCCCCGCCCCUUUCCACCUAUAACCAACAGCUAUGGCUCACCUGUAUAAUGCAGGUGGAACACAGCACUGUGGUGGACUUCCUGCAGCACUUUGAGAUCAAUGUGGAGCUGAAGGGAGUCAUGCAGGAUGCCAGCGUCAUGCACAUCCGCAGCAACGUGCACCAGAAAUCCCGAAUGCUGCACUGUGGCGCUAAGUGUGAUGAGAUCAUCGUGGUGCACCUGGGCUAUCUGAAUUACACACAGUACCAGAUCAAUGUCAGCUUCAAAGGCCUGGAGAACAUCACCUACGAAGUCAAGGUCAACUUCAUGUGGAAGAUGUAUAAUCCCUCGUUCUCUCAAGUGGAGAUCUGGUUCCGGUUUGUCUUUGUGGUUUUGACCUUCAUGGUGACGUGCAUGUUUGCUCACUCUCUGAGGAAGUUUUCCAUGAGAGAUUGGGGCAUUGAGCAGAAGUGGAUGUCCAUCCUGCUGCCUCUACUACUGCUGUAUAACGAUCCAUUUUUCCCACUGUCGUUCCUGGUUAACAGCUGGUUUCCGAGGACUCUGGAUGCAUUCUUCCAGGCCCUCUUCCUGUGUUCCCUGCUGCUCUUCUGGCUCUGUGUCUACCACGGCAUCCGGGUUCAGGGAGAGAGGAAGUGUCUGACGUUCUAUCUUCCUAAACUGGUCAUUGUCGGCCUCCUGUGGCUCUCAGCAGUUACCUUGGGGAUAUGGCAAACGGUCAAUGAGCUACAGGACCCCACCUACCAGUACAAAGUGGACAUCGCUAACUUCCAGGGCAUGAAGAUUUUCUUCCUGGUGGUGGUGACCCUGUACGUCCUGUAUCUCAUCUUCCUCAUCGUCAGAGCUUGUUCUGAGCUCAAGAACAUGCCCUAUACCGAUCUCCGGCUGAAGUUUCUGACUGCGCUGACGUUUGUGGUCCUGGUAAUAAGCAUGGCGAUACUCUAUCUUAGGUUUGGUGCCAAGGCUUUGCAAGACAACUUUGUGGCUGAGUUGUCAACCCAUUACCAGAACUCAGCUGAAUUUUUAUCUUUCUAUGGAUUACUCAACUUUUACUUGUACACAUUAGCAUUUGUGUAUUCCCCCUCAAAAGACGCCAUUUAUGACUCCCAGUUGAAGGAUAAUCCUGCAUUCUCCAUGCUCAAUGACUCAGAUGAUGAAGUCAUAUACGGGAGCGAUUACGAGGAGAUGCCUUUGCAAAAUGGCCGUGCCAUCAAAGCAACAGCCAAGUACCAGAAUGAGAGCGACAGCGACUGAUCCAUUCCUGAUUGGUGCGUCAUUCACUCCCCUGUUGUCCUGAUUGAAUCCUUGAGGGGAUUCUAUUAAACUGGCCCGGUUUGCACCUGGCAGUGCCCAUCACGUGACCGGGUGAAGACUGUGAGGGAGGUGAACCCUUCUCAAAAUGAAUAACUUAUCAAAAAAAUAACAUUUUAAACUAGUUUUCAUUGGGAAGGCAGAUAGAUUUUUAAUCAGUCACUUUUGCUUGUGAACACAGAAUCCUACUCAUCACUCCACGUGCUUAACCUACGUCACUUUUUUUUGUUUUGAGCUGACUUUGCUGUCGGCCAGAACGGCGCACCCGGCUCAUGCCCGGGAAGCACCCCGGUCACAAAACGAUUGCAAUCACUUUUCACCCGGUGCAAACUACGCCUGCCUGGGCUAGCCUAAUCGAAUCCCCUCAUUGGACAGCAUAUUCAACGAAUGAACCACCAUUUGUAAAUAAGGAACGUUUGCAGAAAUAAUGCAAAUGGUAAUAUACUGUAACUGUUAGGGUUGUGAAGGUCAUUGAAUUUUGAAUGAUGGUAAUUGGCCAGCCAAAUGACCGCGGUCUCUGUAAUAACUGUUUUUGUUUUUACACACAUUUUUCUCCUCCUUCGCUCCUGACUGCAUGUGCUGCCAUAGAAAUGUAAUUACUUAUUUUUCUGAUGCAUUGUGGGGGAGUUUGCUAGUUUCUUAUUUCAGCAAGGAGCGAAAAGGUUUCAUCACGUUAAGAGUACAUGUUACCGCAGAAACGGACUCAAAUGCACGAAUGCCCGGCCGUCCCGUCUUGGCGGUCUUCAUCCACAACCGUUGGUUACGCGGUUAUACGGUAAUUGUGCCAGCCCUAGUAACUGUACAUAAAUAUAUUUUUUAACUGAAAAAUUGUGUAUUCUGAAUGUAAAUUCAAAGAAAGGAAAGGUGUGCAGGUAUGGUCAAAUGUUUUAUAGCAUUUUAGUCAUCAAGUAGCCACAUAAACAAACGUUCUGUACACUAUCUUUUGGUUAUCAUGAGCCGCAUAUCAUAAUUCUUGGAUAUAUAAAUUAACUUUGAAGGAAAGCGUGACAAAUUUGAUCAUGGGAUUUAUUAUUUAUACAAAAAUCACAAUGUAACUAGUGUUAAACCACUACUGUCUCUUUUGUGCUUGAAAUGUGUUGUUUUUAAGCCAUUCCUACUAAGCUCUCUGGCAUUCUGAGUUUGAGGGGGGGGGUGGUGUAAUUCUGCAAAAAACAUACCAUGCUGCCACUGUUUUUAUCCAAGACCUUUAUCUCAAAUGGUUGUAAAACCAGUUUAGAACAGCAAUUCACUGUUUUAUGCUUGUCAUAUACUCUGUUAAUAGCCAGAGUAUAAGCAUGCAUAUCCAUCAAUCUAAUACCCAUAGAAGUGAAGUUUUCUGAAUAUUUACCGGACUACCACCAUGCGUUACAAUAACCAGCAGGAAGAACCUUAACUUGAGUAGGUGUAGCAGUUGACCCACUCUUUUGCCAAUCCAUUCCUAAGUGAAGCCACUGUAUGAUUGUACUCCUGGUGUCCAAAUCGUAUGUCAUUUUUGCCCCCAAAAAUUAUGGCCCCAUUUGUUUAAUAGCUAUGGAAAAUGUUUUCAGUUCACAUUCCCGAAGCAAUAGUCUAGACUUAAGAUAUGGAUGAUUCCUGAAGUUCAUUCAAACACUUCUAAUGCUUAAUCAUUUGAUUGUGAUGUCUUGUGAAAUGUGUAUUGUGAAAUAUUAAAGCAGUGGUGUCAAACUCAUUCCGUGGAGGGCCUAGUGUCUGCAGGUUUUUGGUUUUUCCUUGCAAUUAAGACCUAGACAACCAUGUGUGGGGAGUUCCUUACUAAUUAGUGACCUUAAUUCAUCAAUCAAGGGAGGAAAGAAAACCCACAGCCACUCGGCCCUCCCUGGAAUGAGUUUGACAUCUCUGUGUUAAAGGAAUACUCAAGUAGCAUAUUUGUCAUAUGGCCCUUCCAUCGUUCAAUUUAGCUUGCCUUUCAUAGCUUUUAUUUUUUGUUUACUUCAAAGGUACUUGGGCUAUAUGUAAAUUUCAUUUGUACAAAUUAACCAAAUAAUAACAUUCUGGAUUAUUGUUUUGUACCUUUUUUUUUUUUUCUGUACUCAAUAACCUGAUGCAGGAUUUUAUGGAUACAGGCUCCAGGAGGCAAGUUAGUUUUCAUCACUAACCAUUGGUAAUUUUCUGUCUGAACCAAAUGAAUGAAAUGUUUGUGUUGAAGGAAAGCGUUACCACUGAUCCUCCAAACAUGUAUUCUAAUAAAGAUGGUGCCUUGUUUCCACUUUGUACCAGGGUCAGGAGUUUCCUCCAAACUUGGACUGCAGUCUGAAAUCUUUUUGUUUGUGAUGGAGCAUCUACUUUAUAUAUAUAUAUACUUGUGGCUUAUAGGGAGAUGAUUGUGGUGGUUAUUUUGAGGUUUGAGUAAGAACCAUGAUUUUCUUUAUGGUAGACUCUUUUGACUAAAUUAGAACGGCACUCUGUAAAUACUGUAUCACAUGUAAAUAAAGCACUUGUGUAUACAGCAAAUGUUCAUUAAAACUUGUAAAUUAUACAACA
Molecule: messenger RNA, 4300 nt
Organism: Oncorhynchus mykiss (rainbow trout)
Lineage: Eukaryota; Metazoa; Chordata; Actinopteri; Salmoniformes; Salmonidae
Gene: tmem181
Product: transmembrane protein 181
Molecular function (GO): toxic substance binding
Source: RefSeq, a predicted model, not a curated record